AGAAGAAAAGAAACGGGUUUGUGCUGAAGAGGAAGAAAACGACAACCUUUUACUCCGGAGCUCUCUCAGACUCAGACAAAGAAGCAGCCAGAAGAACACAAGAAUGGGUUGGAUCGGCGAGACCGUGGACUCCGUCAAAUCCCUGCAGUUCCGGCAGGUCCUCACUCAGGCCGUCAGUCUCGGUAUGAUUGUUACAUCUGCACUUAUAAUAUGGAAGGCUUUGAUGUGCUUUACCGGCAGUGAAUCUCCUGUUGUUGUUGUUUUGUCGGGAAGUAUGGAACCGGGCUUCAGGAGGGGGGACAUUUUGUUUCUGCACAUGAGUAAAGAACCCAUUCGUGCAGGAGAAAUUGUUGUGUUUAAUGUUGAUGGCCGUGAGAUUCCAAUUGUCCAUCGUGUCAUUAAGGUUCAUGAACAAGAAGAUACAGGAGAAGUAGAUGUCCUCACAAAAGGAGAUAACAAUUACGGGGAUGACAGACUUCUGUAUGCCCAGGGUCAGUUGUGGCUUCAACGGCACCAUAUUAUGGGCAGAGCUGUAGGGUUCUUACCUUAUGUUGGCUGGGUAACAAUUAUCAUGACUGAAAAGCCAAUUAUUAAGUAUAUUCUCAUUGGCGCUUUGGGGUUGCUUGUUAUAACUUCAAAGGAUUAACAGGAAGCAAACUGUGGGCCAAAAGAAACUGUCUGCCAUUGGCCUUGAGUCUACUACAUUUCUCAUUGUAAACGACUUUAGUUCAUAUGAUAACUUACAGUGAAAAUAGUUGGAUAAUGUUUAAAUUUUAAUUUAAGGUUUAUAUUCUUCUUCUUCUUCUGUUUUUUUUUUUUUUCUUUUUCAAAUGCCAAGGUCAUAGGCUCGUAGCUUGACUUCGUAUAUCUAUCCAUGCAAUGCACCAAAACUGGAGAAAUGUGGAAAGAAAGGGCUCUUG
Fragaria vesca subsp. vesca is the source of this 920-nucleotide messenger RNA. Its product is annotated as signal peptidase complex catalytic subunit SEC11C-like. Gene Ontology annotation, molecular function: serine-type endopeptidase activity. Gene Ontology annotation, cellular component: membrane; signal peptidase complex. The record is from RefSeq and is a predicted model, not a curated record. The transcript is spliced from 8 exons. Bases 104 to 646 code for a protein of 180 amino acids. NCBI's taxonomy places the organism in Eukaryota, Viridiplantae, Streptophyta, Magnoliopsida, Rosales, Rosaceae.